Lathyrus oleraceus (garden pea) is the source of this 510-nucleotide messenger RNA. RefSeq lists its product as uncharacterized. The record is from RefSeq and is a predicted model, not a curated record. Bases 1 to 510 code for a protein of 169 amino acids. The transcript has 2 exons. NCBI's taxonomy places the organism in Eukaryota, Viridiplantae, Streptophyta, Magnoliopsida, Fabales, Fabaceae.
AUGAAUGCUAGUGAUCGGGAGCGUGAUGUUGAUGAGUUUCGUGCUUUGGGGAAGUUCCAGAGGAACAAUCCGCCAACUUUUAAAGAAGCUUAUGAACCUGACAAAGCUCAAGAGUGGUUGAAGAGAUUUGAUGAGGAUGGCAUUGAUGUGACUUGGUCAGUUUUCCAUGAUGGUUUUCUGGAGAAGUAUUUUCCAGAAGAUGUUCGUGGAAAGAAGGAAAUUGAAUUUCUUGAGUUGAUGGAAGGUAAUGGUACCGUAGCUAAGUAUGCUGCAAAGUUUGAGGAGUUGAUCAAAAUUUGUCCCCAUGACAAUACUGCUAAUGCUAAGAUAUCCAAGUGUCUUAAGUUUGUGAAUGGCUUGAGACCUGAUAUCCAGAAGGCAAUGGGUUACCAACAGAUUACGAUAUUUUCUGAGUUGGUUAACAAGAGUAGGAUCUAUGAUGAGGAUAGUCGUGAGAGUGCUGCUCAUUACAAGUCCUUGCAUGAUAAGAAAGGAAAAGGGCAAUUCUGA